GCUGAAACUUUACCCACUAAACAGAUGUGUGACCGAAAGCGUUUUUUUUUUGUUUUGUUUGUUUUUCGCGCACGAUCGGUUUUUUCCACGGGUGUGUAUACGAACAGUUCCGUUAUUCAAGGAUUUAUGGCCUUUUUCGUAUUGAUUCAUCUUUUAAUACAUUCCCUAUGGCCACCGUUCAGAGUAUCUUCAAAAAACACAACUUCAACCGGCGUCUUGCUCAAAAGCUGGCGGCCUCGAUAGACGAGUUGCAACAGAACGAACCAGCCGUAUGGAAACGGAUAACGCUGGAGCUGACCGAAGAUCCGGAGAUGCAGGAACUGCUGGAAGGUGUUGAGCUUCGCUGGCAAGAGCUAAGGCAUCACUUCAAGCGGCAUUUAGUUUUGCAGUUAUCCCGGAACAAAUUGCUCGACAAUCAACAGCUGAUCGACCGGCUACAGUAUCCCUAUCUGCGAAAAGUGUAUGUUGUUACGAUACGCUUCUCGGAGCUCGGCUCCAACAUUCAACAGGUUAUUAACCAAAAAAAUCGGAAUCCCUCCGUGGAUAAAUUGUUCAUUAAGUAUCUCACAAAUGGACAAUAUGAUCCUGAAAUAGUUGCCGCUUUCAAGAAGCGAGGAAAAAAGGGCGUUAGAGUUUAUGUUAAUAUCAAUGUUGAUGAUCCUCAAUUGGGACUUUCAGCUGAUGAGAAGAAAUUUCUUCUGCAGCUCGGAAAACCGAGGGAACGUCACAAACCAACUGAGCCAGGAGUCUGGAUUCAAACGGCUUCUGGGUCAGUGCCGACCCUUCCUUCCUCGAUAAUUUUAGACGGUAAACCUGUACAGAUCGAGGAAGUCAGUUCUCCAACGGUCAGGGGUUCUUAUCAAGAUCUACUGGAGAAAGAAUCACUUCUAGUCAACACCCAAGAGUACGACAACAUUAUCAAGGAAUCCCUAGAACGCGAAAUGCCACCUCCACCACCCACCAGUUGCUCGGAUCCUGUUCUAGCUCAAACUCACCGGCGAACGUCUGAAAGCGAUAGCAGUCAAACUUACACCGAUUGUAUAUACCUAGACCCUAACGAAAUACUCAGUAACACCGUAUCUAGCACCUCACUUAUGAGCCAAGAUCCACUUCGCCUCUCUCAAUCGAUAAUAAACUUUUUAGAGCCACGUUCCCAGGAUUCUUUCGUGACUCCGAAUCAGGCAAACGUCCCGAUCAUGAUCGACGACUCAACGAGUCCUUCUAUAACCACCAACAACGAUGGAACGUCGGCGACCAACGUAUCCGAGCCACUUUUUCCGCCUUCCAGUGGAGAAAGUGCCAAAAGUUGUACGACGGAUCAACCGGAGGUGGACUCCGGGUCAGCUCAAGGUGUCAGUGAGCAACCAUCAUUCAGUAGCUUGGAAACCAAUGAGGAAAGUCAUCUUUUGCCGAUUCGCAGCCAACCGCCCACGUUGCUUAUGAUGAAAGUUCCUGUUGAGGAAACCCCUUCAGUGUUGUUCAGUGUUAAGGAAGAACCACUAGAGGUUGAAAGUGGUGAAUGUUUAAAAGAGACCCUGGCAGCUGAACAAUAUUUGACCAAUUCAAGCGUUGAUCAGUCUAACUUUGAAAGGAUUACCAGCACAAGUGAAAACUGCACGACGGAGCCGUUGAAGACAACAACGUCCACCGCUUUUGUUAAUCAAUCCGUCAUCGGUGACACCGAUACUGGUAUGGAAACUGCAAAUCAUCAAAGAAAAACCGAUGAGUCGUCGAGAGAAACGAACCGUCAGAAUCGUUCGAUGUCCCCAGGAAAAAUUUCCGAACACCAACAUGUAAUAAAAACCGAGAAAAACCACUUCGAACCAAACGCCUCGAAACGCAGUUUUCCAUCGCACAUCACGAACUCAGGCUUAAGUACAGGUUGUGUCGUUGCUAACGAUCGACCAAACGUGGACCCUAGCAUAAUAACUGCCAUUCAUCAAGUGGCCAAAUUUGUUGAUCAGAAUGCGCCUACGAAAUCGAUAGCGAAAAGGCUUUUCCAAGAAAUUGAACCUCCAGCCCUUGGCGUGACAGAUAGUUUGGAGGCCAAUGGUGAGCAUACUUCAUUAUCGAAUCGAAGUCAACCAACGACGACGUUUUGUACGAAUAAAGUUCACAUUGGAGAGAACCUUGUAACAAGUAUUAGGGUGGAACAACCGCUGGAGGCAGAUGACAGCGAUCGUCCCGACCUAACAAACCCUGUUGUCCCAACAAAAGCGGAAGUCCUGUCUGACGAAUCCGACUACGAAUUCCCAAUGCAUAUAUUUGACUCAUCUGAAGAUGAAGAUAACGUCGGUGAACCCGAUUUGAACAUAAAUACCAACAAAAGCAGCAGUUCUUCGAUGGAACCGUUGCAGGUAGACAGCAGCGAAUGUUUAAAAGUGGUAAAAACAAACGGUGAAAAAUCCACCAUCGCAUAUCCCAACCUAACAACUACUGCUAUUUCAACAAAAGUUGAAAUCUUAUCAGACGAAUCCGACUACGAAUUCCCUAUGCAUAUAUUUGACUCAACUGAAGAUGAAGAAAGCGCCAGCGAGUCGGAUUUCAGCAGAAUUUCCAACAAAAGCAGCAGUCUUCUAAUGGAACCGUUGAAGGCAGAUAACAGCGAAUGUUUGAACCUGGUAAAUGCAAUGGAUGAAAGACCCACCAUCACAUUUCCCAAUCUAACAACUACGGUUGAAAUCAUAUCUGACCAAUCCGACUACGAAUUCCCUAUGCAUAUAUUUGACUCAUCUGAAGAUGAGGCUACCACAGGCGAGUCGGAUUUGAAUAGAAUUACCAACAAAAGCAGCAGUCACAUUUUGCUAUAGUUAAAUUAUAAAAAAUGUCUACUUAUUAUAAACAUUCGUAUAAAACAUGUUAACCAAUUCAACAACAUUCAUCGUCAGAUCAAACAAAAAUACACUGCGAUUUUUGCGUAACGCUACUUAGGGAGAAAGCAACGGUUCCGUAUUCUACGGGGAUAGAUCUUAAGCUGGAUUUGGUCAAAAAUGUCCAGGAAAUCAUAAGGAACCGCGUAUGUGCUGCGUAAGGGAGCAGCGACUAACAUGGAACACUAACAAAGUAGACUAUGAACGGGUGCAAUACACUAAGAAUAAUCCAGUUUCUAGUAAUAGCAUAUCUUCAGUAGCUGGUGUUGGAAACACCAGCAUCGGAAUCAAGUCCGACUUCGAUGAAGGUGGAGCUGAUUUGCCGAUGAUAGGAUUGUUUAGACAGUGGCGAGGAAUCCCUUAAGUAUUUCUCCUGGAAAUUAUCAGCAACUAUGGGAAGUGCCAUCAACAGGUCUCAUAUAAGCUGCUACUACAAAACUGUCUGUGUCUCGCAGGAUUACUUACAAAUUCAAAGGAACUUCUCAACCUAUGUUAAUUAAAUAUCAAACUAUUUUUUUCAAAUUCAA
Uranotaenia lowii is the source of this 3397-nucleotide messenger RNA. RefSeq lists its product as uncharacterized. The record is from RefSeq and is a predicted model, not a curated record. Bases 168 to 2810 code for a protein of 880 amino acids. NCBI's taxonomy places the organism in Eukaryota, Metazoa, Arthropoda, Insecta, Diptera, Culicidae. The transcript is spliced from 11 exons.